Eruca vesicaria subsp. sativa (arugula) is the source of this 1867-nucleotide messenger RNA. Lineage: Eukaryota; Viridiplantae; Streptophyta; Magnoliopsida; Brassicales; Brassicaceae. The record is from the annotation of a GenBank genome assembly.
GCAAAAGGGCAAGUCUUCUGCUUCCGGCUCAAUCGACUUCAAACCUCAUGGAAAGACUUCUGUUUUGACCCCCACUCCGACAACACCAAAAGGUCCUACGGCGCCCCAACCCACCCUUGCCGAUCAAGUGAUGUUCUUCAGAGAUGUCACCCUUGGUCCACAUGAAGCUUCUUUGAGGUUUCGCUUGAUUCAUUUAUGGGAGGCUAUUAAUCCAAAAUCGAAAACGCUCAUUGGACAAGAGAUGAUCCUUAUCGAUGAAGAGGGGACAGUCAUCAAAGGCUUUGUACCAGCCGGACGGGUUGGUACAUAUGAUCUGGUCGUCGGCUCAGUUUACAAACUGAAAAGAUUCUUUGGAUCCAGGAACAAAGACCUGUACCGGGUUGUUGAUCAUGAAGCCACUGUGUCAUUCUCCUGGAACUCUCAGUUAUCGGUUCUUCAAAACCAUCCUGUUCCCGUUGAGGAGGAUCGGAUCAGGCUACGUAGUGUUGAGGAAUUUCAGGCGAACUGUGAUGCCAAGGGAGACCUCUAUGAUUACCUUGGCCACAUGAAGCUUGUGAAUGACCAGAUUAUCACUGAGCAUACUGUCCUUGACGAAGUUGAUAUCAUGGAAAAGCGGCAUCUGUGUGUUCAUGUACAAACACAUGAUGAUCCAGUGGUGAAGCUCUAUCUAUGGGACAAGGCUGCAUUUGAUUUCUGCCAGAAGUUUAACUCCUCCGGAAUCAAACCAAGUGUCCUUCUGGUCACUACUCUCAACCCUAAACGGAUUGGAGGCACCCUUUGUCUCACCUCUAUGGCGUCAUCUCGAGUAUUUAUGGACUCAGAUGUCGGUCUCACCAGAGACUAUCUAGGAUGGUUGAGUUCUAAUGGUGAUAUUGCCAAUAAGAUUGAUGCUCAUGUUGUGACUAAGCCUGAGCCGUUAAGCCUAGAGGAAAUUUUCGCCUACAUUAAGCAAGAAUCAGCUAAGGUGGCUUGGUUUGAAUGCACAGCUACUAUAGACGAUGUAAUCCAGGGAACAUCUUGGUAUUACAUCUCAUGUGAUGCGUGUAACAGUAAGGCCGUCAAAGGACCUAUUUCUUUGUUUUGUAACAAUAACAAGUGUGAGAAGAGGCAAGUCCCAGGCGUCCCUCAAUAUCUCACCAAGAUUUCUGUUUACGACAAGAGUGAGCAAGCAGUUUUCGUCGUGCUUGGGGAUGCUGGCAAGGUGUUAACAGGGAAGCCUGCAUCCGAAUUAGUGGCCUGCUAUUUUGAGGCUAAUGAGGGCGCUGGGGCUGAUCAUUGCGUCCCAGUACCUCGAGCAUUUCUUGAUGCAAUAGGGAAGACUUUUAAGUUCAUUGUCAAGAUCUCCGACCACAAUUUAACAGGGAAGAUUCAGUCCUUGACUGUCACCAAGAUACUACCAGCUGAUGCUCCCACUGCUGGCUUAGAAGAUGAUGGUAUUGCAGAAACCGCUGUUGCUGAUUUGGAGGCUGGAAGUGGUGUAGCUGGUUCUUCACCAAGCGUUGAAGGUUCUGCAGGUGACAAGAUCAGAAAAGCUUCUGAUGACCUUGAAACAGAUGAACCAAAGCGCACCAAGAGUGGCUAAUCCAGCUUGGACCUAACCUUCUAUGCAAUGCAUGUCGUUGUUGCAUUUUAUUUUAUGCUUUUCUGUUUUGGUUGAGACUUUUGACUCUUUUUCUAUUUAUAGACUUUUUGGAUCCACAGACAACUUAUGUUUGGUUGAGAAGUUUUGAAUUUUGGGUGUUUUCAUGCUCUAUGUUCGUUUAUUUAAAACUCCUAUCUUCCUCUGUUCUUGAUAUCAAUUUUUUGUGUAUUGAAACAGUCGUGACAUGUUCUCAUUGGUUUGUUAUUAUGCAUCUCCUACGUACUA